ACUCCCGCUGAGGGGGGGCGGUUUCGGAGGGUGGAGGAGUGUGGGACCGGGUGACCCCGUUGUGGGGGGAUUGGAGAGACUACCCCUUUGCCGGCUGAGGACCCCAGAGGUUUGGGCGCCGGCCGUCUAGAGUGCCUGCCAACCCUUCCUUCCGCUUCUUGGGGCAGUUUGGCCCCGCCCCAGGCUCCUCCCGGCCUUUGGGACGGCGUGGGGUGGGUAUUGGAGCUGAGCAAGGGGGAGGAGGGGCUGCAGGCGUCCUAGUUAAACUGUUCUUCUCCGCUAACUUGCAGCCCCUCGCCCGUCUCACCCCCUGCCCGUCCCCAGUCGUUCCCCUCCAAGCAUUUAUGCCCUCAGCUGUUCAGCAGAGCUGCUGCCUUUUCUCAGAGGCCUGAGGAAGGCAGUUUCUGCUUCGUUCUCCGUGGGAAUGGGGAUGGUGAUUUACACCACAGAAUGCCAGAAUUUAGAAUACUUGCUUGUGGUUCAAAGCCUUGGAUAAAAUACGGCCGUGGUCCAUCGUGGAGUCAUGGCAGUGCCCUUUGUGGAAGACUGGGACUUGGUGCAAACCCUGGGAGAAGGUGCCUAUGGAGAGGUUCAACUUGCUGUGAAUAGAAGAACUGAAGAAGCAGUUGCAGUCAAGAUUGUAGACAUGAAGCGUGCCAUAGACUGUCCAGAAAAUAUUAAGAAAGAGAUCUGUAUCAAUAAAAUGUUAAAUCAUGAGAAUGUAGUGAAAUUCUAUGGUCACAGGAGAGAAGGCAAUAUCCAGUAUCUAUUUCUGGAGUACUGUAGUGGAGGAGAACUUUUUGACAGAAUUGAACCAGACAUAGGCAUGCCUGAACAAGAUGCUCAGAGGUUUUUCCAUCAACUCAUGGCAGGGGUGGUUUAUCUGCAUGGUAUUGGGAUAACUCAUAGGGAUAUUAAGCCAGAAAAUCUCCUAUUGGAUGAAAGGGAUAACCUCAAAAUCUCUGACUUUGGCUUGGCAACAGUGUUUCGGCAUAAUAAUCGUGAACGUUUAUUGAACAAGAUGUGUGGUACUUUACCUUAUGUUGCUCCAGAACUUCUAAAGAGAAAAGAAUUUCAUGCAGAACCAGUUGAUGUUUGGUCCUGUGGAAUAGUACUUACGGCAAUGUUGGCUGGAGAAUUGCCAUGGGACCAGCCCAGUGACAGUUGUCAGGAAUAUUCUGAUUGGAAAGAAAAAAAGACAUACCUCAACCCUUGGAAAAAAAUUGAUUCAGCUCCUCUAGCUUUGCUGCAUAAAAUCCUAGUUGAGAAUCCAUCAGUAAGGAUUACCAUCCCAGACAUCAAAAAAGAUAGAUGGUACAACAAACCUCUCAAGAAAGGGGCAAAGAGGCCCCGAGUCACUUCAGGUGGUGUAUCAGAGUCUCCUAGUGGAUUUUCUAAGCACAUUCAAUCCAAUUUGGACUUCUCUCCAGUGAACAGUGCCUCUAGUGAAGAAAAUGUGAAGUACUCCAGUUCCCAGCCAGAACCACGGACAGGUCUUUCUUUAUGGGACACCAGCCCUUCAUAUAUUGAUAAACUGGUACAAGGGAUCAGUUUUUCCCAACCCACAUGUCCUGAUCAUAUGCUCUUGAAUAGUCAGUUACUUGGCACCCCAGGAUCCUCACAGAACCCUUGGCAGCGCUUGGUUAAAAGGAUGACACGAUUUUUUACCAAAUUGGAUGCAGACAAAUCUUAUCAAUGCCUAAAAGAGACUUGUGAGAAAUUGGGCUAUCAGUGGAAAAAGAGCUGUAUGAAUCAGGUUACUGUAUCAACAACAGAUAGGAGAAACAAUAAACUGAUUUUCAAAGUAAAUUUGGUAGAAAUGGAUGAGAAGAUCUUGGUUGACUUCCGGCUUUCUAAGGGUGAUGGAUUAGAAUUCAAGAGACACUUCCUGAAGAUUAAAGGGAAGCUGAGCGAUGUUGUGAGCAGCCAGAAGGUUUGGCUUCCUGCCACAUGAGAGAUCCACUGGAUUCCUGGUGAAUAUAGUGCUGCUAUGUUGACAUUAUUCUUCCUAGAGAAGAUUAUCCUAUUCUGCAAACUGCAAACAAUAGUCUCUGAAGGGUUGUCUUCCCUCUAGCCAAACAUUUUCCAAUUCUUUUUGUAUGUUCUUCAUACAAACAAUACCUGUGUCUUCAUUGUAAGUAAAGCUUUGGGGAACGGAUGGAUAGAAUUCAUUAGAUAUUUCUUCAUCCUGUGUUUAGUGUCUAAAGACCCAUGUGCUGGAAACCAAGCUUUGGGGAUACAUGAGCUUACCACCUUUUAUACCAAUGUAAUGAAAGAUGAUAUUCUUAUAGCAUUGUUAACAAAACAUUUGGUUUCAUCCAAAAAGUAGGUGUUUCCUAUGUUGAUUUAAUUACAUGGAUGGAUUAGUAAUAAAGCAAUCCUGUGACUUUUGGACAGUAGAUUUAUCAGUCUAUAAAGUGAAGCCAACUUCAAAAAAUAUAUCCCCAAGAUUUGUACUUAUAUUUUCACAAGGGCCUUACCAAGUAUAUAAAUCUGUUUUUGAAUUAUAACUGUUACUUAAAAUUGCAAGUAGGUAUGUUUUCUCCAUUGUAGUUAAUAAUAUAUAAAAUACUGGUUGUCUUUCAAGUAGAAGUUGAGCGUGGACUCUAGUCCUUAACUACCUUUACUCUAAAAUUACUAUUGCACAUUUUAAAUAUUUUUCUAUAUUAUUUUCUACUUUCACAGCCAUAUUUUAAUUCUUUAUUACAGAAAUAAAUUCUAUUUUGAAAAUGAAUAGCUAACUCUGUGGACUUCUUGGUGACCAAGCUUCUAGGUAGUAGGGAAUAAAAGAGGAGGGAGAAGAAGUAAGGAAGCUGUGAUAGAAAUAGAUCUGAUCCUAAUUCUUUUACUAUUAGAUUUACUAAGACUUUGUUCUUCUGAUAAAAUUUAUAUUAAUAUUUGAAUGUAUUAGGUUGGGACCUGUAUUCCUUUUUCUUGGUAAUUUAUAAAAUUAAUCAUUUUAGUCUGAAGCUAAGAAUAUGUGAAAUUUUAUGGUUAGAGUUUAUCACUUAUUAGUAUAUACUGGUAAAUUGUGUUCACUGCAGUAUAUCCAUAGGAGAAAUAAAUUUGAAGCAAUAGGUGACUCCUAAGAAUUGAGCCAGUAAAUUCUCAAAUAUGAAACAUUUUGUUCUUGAGAAUUGUGAUUAGUAACUCUCAAAAACAAAGUUAUCUCAGGCUUUGACCUCUCUUGUGAGCUUUAGACCUUUACAGACACAGCCAAGCUGACAUUUCCACUUGACUAAUAGUGAACACGUGACCAAAACCAGCUUUUGGUCCCUGUCUUCCAACCUGUUCUUCCCUAAUUUCUCCCAAUCCCAGUAAAUGCUAUAUUCAGCUCUCCAGUUCCUUAAGCCAAAACCCCAGGAAUCCUCCUUGACCUGGUUUUCAUAUUGUACAUUUAAUUCAGCAAAUUCUGUUCCCUUUAGCAAAUUUAUCCACAAUCUAUCCUACUUCACACCUCUACUAGAAGCACUCUAGUUGAAGGCACUGUUACCUCUCUUUUCAUUAUUACUUACCCUACAACAGUUCAAAAAGACAAUCAGAAUGAUCUUUAUAAAAUGUGAAUGAAUCAGUUAUCCUUCCCCUGUACUCAACUCUCAUGGCUUUUCAUCACACUUCAAACAAAAUUCAAAAUUUUCUCUCUCACCUUCUGGCUUAAUGGGAUCUGCCGUCUUACCAACGCCUGGGCCUCCUCUGCCACUCUUCCUACUUACGCUGCCCUAGCUGCAUUUGCUUUGCUGUUCUGCUCAUGUUUACUUGAGCAGACACAUUCUUAUCUCAAGAUCUUUUCCUUUGAUGUUCCCUCUCCCUGGAGUGCUUUACUCCCAAACAUUCAUGUGGCUUGUGCUUCACUUUAAGUCCUUGCUUAAGUGUCACCCAUUAUGCAAAUCUCCUUGGCUUAUCUAAAAUGUUACCCCACUUCUAUCAUUCUUUAUUUUUCAUCAUAACACUACCUGACAUUAUAUUUUUAUUUACCUAUUAAAUAUCCAUUUCCCUCAUUGCAGUAUGUAAUAUGUAAGCUCCUUGAGGUCAGGGAUCCUAUAUGUCCUGUUCAGUUCUGUGUCCCCAGCACCUAGAAGAGUGCCUAAUGUAUUACAGGUGCAAUGAAUAGUUGUUUAAUGAAGAAAUAGACAAUUGAUCCGGCCUGUCCUCAGAAUAUAUCUGGGAGCUGAAGACUUCUGUCCAUUUUGAUUGCUGCCACUCUAGUUCAAGCUCCUUCAUCUCCUCCCCGAAUUUCUUACUAAAAACUAAUGUCUUCCCACUUCCACUCUUGCCAUUUCCCAACCCUCUCUCCCUCAAAGUCUUUUCUUGACAUAGGUCCUAACUUGUUUUUUUUUAAAGAUAAAUUGUACUCUGACACUCCCUUGCUUAAAAACCUCCAGUGACUUUCCACUGCAUCAAAAAUGGAAUCUGGGCGCCUGGGUGGCUCAGUCGUUAAGCGUCUGCCUUCGGCUCAGAUCAUGAUCCCAGGGUCCUGGGAUCGAGUCCCACAUCGGGCUCCCUGCUCUGCGGGAAGCCUGCUUCUCCCUCUCCCACUCCCCCUGCUUGUGUUCCUGCUCUCGCUAUGUCCUGUCAAAAAAAUAAAAUUAAAAAAUCUUAAAAAAAAAAAUGGAAUCUAAAUUGUUUUCUUGGACUGCAAGAUACACCAUCUGUUCUCUUUGUUCAUCAUACUAUAGGCAGAGUAGCCUUCUACCUCUACUUCUAUUCAUUAAGCAUGCCAAAACUCAUUCCCAUUUCAGGCCUUUUAUGUUUUCAGCUCCCAUCACCUGGAAUCCCUUCCAGUAGUUUGCAUGACUUACUUAGCAUUCAGAUCUCAGCCCAAAUGUUUCUACUAUCCCCAGUCACUGUCCCACUGUUUUGUUUUCUUCAUAGAAUUGAUUACUAUCUGAAAUUACAGUCUGUCUCCCUGACCAAAAUGUAAGCUUAGACUUCGUCAUUUCUUUUCCCCUUUGUAUAUCUCCCCCCUCCUUCCUGCCCCUUUGUAUAUUUUGUAUGUGGAACAGUACCUGGAAUACAGUAGGCCCUAAAUAAAUAUUUGUUGAAUAAAUGAAUUAAAUAUCAGAUGAAGAAAAUGCUACAGAAUAUUGUAAGGGGAAGGUGAAUAGAUGGAUAGUAAACAAACUUUCUCAGCUAUUGGAAUUUGUGUAGAAUGGGGGGGAAGUUCCAUUCAGACUUGGACAGAUUAGCUCUCACAGUUGUAAUUACGUGAGCAUUGGCAACCGCCUCUGUAAAGAGACUGAUAAUAACUACAUUUUAGAGUUGUUUUUAAUCUUAAAUGAGUUAAUGUGUAUAAGGAGUGUAGUAUAAAGUGUUGCACAAAAGGCAUUCAAUAAACAUAAGCUGCCAUAAUUUUUCUGCAGUGUUCAUUAUACUGUUGGGAGAAGGUGUUUACUCCCAUUAUUAAAAGUAAUGUUUGCUUAGCAACGAAAAUUUGCAAAAUGUAAAAAUGGGGGGAAUGGAAUUAUAACCCAAAGGUAACAGCUAAAAUUUUGAUGGAAAGUCAACGUGUGCUGCAUUGUGUGUAUGCAUAGUGUGGUGUGUGAAGUGGGUAUGAUUGUUGAGAUAAAUAUAAAUACGUACAAUGUGUAUGGUUUAACAAGCAGUUGUAAAGUUAAUCUGUUUAACCAAACUCAGUUGAAGAAAGAUCAUUUCUGGACCCUCACAAGCCUUCCCUUGUACCCCUUCCCACUCAGAACCCAUUCCUUUCCCCCAGAAGUAAUCAUAAAAUUUAUUUUUAUAAUAAUCCUCUCCUUGGUUUUCUUUAGUUUUCUCAGCUAUUUAUGCAUCUUUAUUUUAUUUUUUAAAAAAGAUUUUAUUUAUUUAUUUGAGAGAGAGAGAGCGUGAGAGCGAACACAGGGUAGGGGCAGAGGGAGAAGCAGACUCCCCGCUGAGCAGGGAGUCCGAUGUGGGGCUUGAUCCCAGGACUCGGGACCACGACCUGAGCUGAAGGCAGAUGCUUAACCUACUCAGCCACCCAGGUGCCCCUAUUUAUGCAUCUUUAAAUGACAUAGUUUACUUUUGCCUAUUUUAGAACUUCAUAUAAAUGAAAUUAUGCUGUAUGUAAUUUUUAUGUGUUGCUUUUUUAUUUUCAUUAGCAUGAAUAACUUGCAUGUAUCGAAUUCAUUGAUUUUAAUUACUGUAUAGGAUGCCAUUUAUGAACAUACCACUAAAAUUAUCUAUUCUCUCUACUGCUAAUGGAUGUUUGCGUUAUUUACAGUUUGACACUAUUAUUAACACCUGCUAAGAACAUUGUUCAUGUCCAUGAAUUUCUCUAGGUCCUGGAGACUAGUGUGUAUACCUGCGAGUGGAAUGGAUGGGUUUUAGGGUAUGCAUAUCUUCAGCUUUAGAAUAAGGGCAAACUGUUUCAAAAGUGAUUGUACCAAUUUAUACUGCCAUGAAAGAGGAUGCAA
This is a messenger RNA of Mirounga angustirostris (Northern elephant seal), 6410 nucleotides long. It is a transcript of the gene CHEK1, whose product is annotated as checkpoint kinase 1. The record is from RefSeq and is a predicted model, not a curated record. Gene Ontology annotation, biological process: DNA damage checkpoint signaling; protein phosphorylation. Gene Ontology annotation, cellular component: cytoplasm. Gene Ontology annotation, molecular function: ATP binding; protein serine/threonine kinase activity. NCBI's taxonomy places the organism in Eukaryota, Metazoa, Chordata, Mammalia, Carnivora, Phocidae. Bases 524 to 1954 code for a protein of 476 amino acids. The transcript is spliced from 13 exons.